This is a messenger RNA of Zingiber officinale, 746 nucleotides long. RefSeq lists its product as uncharacterized. The record is from RefSeq and is a predicted model, not a curated record. NCBI's taxonomy places the organism in Eukaryota, Viridiplantae, Streptophyta, Magnoliopsida, Zingiberales, Zingiberaceae. The coding region runs from base 51 to 557 and encodes 168 amino acids. The transcript has 3 exons.
AAUCAUUCUAUAAAUAAGGGGGAUAUCGGACUCUCCCUUAAUUUCCUCACAUGAUCCAUCAAGUAAUUAACGAAAUGGAGAAGGUGGGCGAUUCUCAGCCGUCUUCAUCAGAGCCCGUUUCGCCAACUAGUAAAGAGAUGAUGAAGGAGCCGCCGCGGAGACUCGAGAUAGUUACUUCAGAAAUGUUAGAAAAUGAGUGGGGCGAUGCGAUCAACGAUUUUAUCAAGUCAAUACCAAUUACUGAACUUGAUGCAAUUAAGUCGAUAAUUGAUGAUGAUAAUAAAGAAGAAGAAGAAAUAAAACUUCUUAAUAAUGAUGAUGCUAUAGCAUACGUGAGCGGCAGGAUCCCUGAGAUACAAAUGCCCGAAGUUGCUGCUCGGCGUACGGAAGUACUCUACCAUGGUGAAAAAGAAACGGAGUCUGAAAAUUACCACAAUGGCAGAGAUAGAACAGUAAUGGCCAUGGACUGCAUUCAGAGUAAAACGUCACGAGUGCCGGAAGUUGCUGAUACAAAAAUCAAAAUGGAGCACAGUAAAAAUAGUCGAUGGUGGAGAUAGUAAUGGUGGAGUUAGAAAUAAAAUAAAUAUUUAAAAUUGAUUUUUAACAUUAAAAGUUAUGUAUGAAGUGUUUUUUUAGUUGUAAUUUUUGAUGGAGUUAUGGUCAGAGUCACCCUGGUAGGCCUAUCAGGACUAGCGAUGUAAAUGAAUCGAAUCGAACUGAAUAAGUUGAAAAAUUUAAGGUUCAAA